AUGGCCAAGGCAAACGCCAGCUCCGCACCCAACAAAGGCAAAAGGACAAAGAGGGCUCAGAGCGACGACGACUUCAACCAAGUCGACGACAGUAGCAAUAACAAUAACAACAAGGACAAUAGCUACGAGGAUGACGAGGACGGAGACGAGGACGGGGCAGUGGAUGAUGCAGAGUAUGAAGUGGAGCGUGUUGUCGGUCACAAGCGCGCAGGAAGAGGGCGACACGGGACACUCUCAUACAUGAUCAAAUGGAAGGGAUACGACUCGGAUGCCAACAGCUGGGUGAAAGGUUCAGACGUGAACUGCCCUGAAUUGGUGGACGAAUACUGGCAGAGGUACGAGCAGGCAGGAGGCAGGAAAUCAGAUACUCAAGGAGAUGAAUCAAAUCCAGCAAAGCGCAAGGCCGUGGGAAGCAGUAGUCGUCUUAGUAAUCGUGACCAGGAGAGUAGCCGCGGACAAGCUGUGGCAGCAAAGAAGCGGCGAAUCAGGUCGCGCUCCUCUGAUGAGUAUACUGCUGAUGAGCCUGAGGAAGAUGGCGAGCACAAGGCUGACAGCGAUAGCAGGUCUGGCGCGAGCGAGAGGGUAAACACGGAGGACAAGGAUGACGAGAACAAGCUGGACACUGAGGUCACGAGGACCAGGCGGAGUACAGAGAGCAACGAGCAACAGAUAUCAGAAAUUGACGAGAUCGAGGAGUACGACGACGAGGAGGGCGGCAGCUGGAGCCCUCCGGAGGACUGGGCCUCGUGGGGAAACCAUAUCGACUACAUCCGGGCGAUCAUGCAAUCCAACGACACCAGGCUUGCAGUUUUCCUGCGCUGGAAGAACGGCCGCGAGACCACACAUGAUAUUGAGGUGGCUCAUGAAAAGUUUCCUCUGUUGUUGAUCCGCUACUACGAGAACCACUUGCGGUUCCUCAGGAUCGCCGACCAGAACCCUUAG
Molecule: messenger RNA, 942 nt
Organism: Linnemannia hyalina
Lineage: Eukaryota; Fungi; Mortierellomycota; Mortierellomycetes; Mortierellales; Mortierellaceae
Source: the annotation of a GenBank genome assembly